UCUCCAGCGGCUCGUUACAGCGGCCGACCUGAGGGGUACACGGAUGGACGCAGGGCCAGGAGCCGGGAUAACCUGCUCAUGUGUGAUGACUUUGGAGAGGAGAACUGCUGUCCUGGACGAUGUCUCGGUUACAGCAGCUCUGAGAGGCAGCUCAUGGCUCGUCUCACAGCUGUUAAGAGACGCCAGGCACUCCGUGGUCCGGCCUACAUGUUCUCUGCUCCUUCCAUCAGCCUGUCGGAGGUGGAGCAGAGGUUCCUGGAGGCUGCAGAGUAUGGAAACAUACCCGAGGUGAGGCGCAUGUUGCUCCAUGUGCCCAACCUGAAUGUCAACGCAGUGGACUACAUGGGCCAGAAUGCACUACAGCUGGCUGUGGCCAAUGAGCAUCUGGAGGUGACAGAGCUGCUGCUGGGGAGGGAGGACUUGGCCAGGGUUGGAGAUGCUCUGCUUUUAGCCAUCAGUAAAGGCUAUGUUCGGAUCACGGAGGCCCUGCUGGGACACCCUUCUUUCAGGGAUGCCCAUCGUCUGACAGGGAGUCCUGCUCAGGCAGACAUGUUGGAUGACUUUUAUGCUUAUGACGAGGACGGGACGAGAUUCUCCCAUGAUGUGACCCCAGUGAUCCUCGCUGCUCACUGUCAGGAAUAUGAGAUUGUUCACACUCUGCUGAGUAAAGGGGCUCGCAUCGAUCCCCCCCAUGACUAUUUCUGCGGCUGUGACUCCUGUAACUACCAGCAGCAGUUUGACUCCUUCAGUCACUCUCGAUCCAGGAUCAAUGCCUACAAAGGACUUGCCAGUCCUGCUUACCUCUCCCUAUAUAAUGAGGACCCGGUGCUGGCUGCCCUGGAGCUCAGCAAUGAACUGGCCAUGCUGGCCAACAUCGAGAAGGAAUUCAAGAAUGACUACUGCCGUCUGUCGAGCCAGUGUAAGGACUAUGUGGUGGGUUUACUGGACCUGUGUCGUAGCACUGAGGAGGUGGACGCCAUCCUGAGUGGAGAAACAGACUCUGAGGACACCUACGAUCUACCGGGUCGCCCCUCACUCACACGGCUCAAACUGGCCAUCAAGUAUGAACUCAAAAGGUUUGUGGCUCAUCCAAACUGCCAGCAGCAGCUGCUCAGUAUCUGGUAUGAGAAUCUUCCGGGUCUGAGACAACAGACCACUGCUGUCAAACUGCUGGUGGUGCUUGGUGUGGCUAUUGGACUUCCUGGACUAGCGCUGGCUUACUGGGUCGCUCCCUGCAGCAGAGUGGGGAAAGUGAUGCGAAGCCCCUUUAUGAAGUUUGUGGCCCAUGCUUCAUCCUUCACUAUUUUUCUGGGUCUUCUUAUCCUGAACGCUGCUGACCGUUUUGCAGGCACCACCCUGUUACCGAAUAUGACGCACCAUGAGCACCCAGACAGGUCAUUGAGGUCAGACCCCCUGCUGCUCUACCGAAUGACCACAACACCCUUUACAUGGAUGGAGAUCCUCAUCUUAUCAUGGGUCAUGGGUAUGAUCUGGGCUGAGGUGAAGGAGAUUUGGAGUCAGGGUCCAGGAGAAUACCUGAUGGAGCCGUGGAACUUCCUGGACUUCGGGAUGCUGGCGAUCUUCUUGGCCUCAUUCAGCUGCCGGUUCUCUGCUCUGAGACACGCUGACUUAGCCCAGACCUACGUACACAUGAAUUACACAACACUGAUUAAUGUCACUCUUCCCCCAGAGAUACACUACUUUACACUGGCUCGGAUCCACUGGGUUCCCUCAGACCCUCAGCUGGUGUCAGAGGGUCUGUACGCCGUUGCCGUGGUGCUGAGCUUCUCUCGCAUCGCCUACAUCCUCCCAGCCAAUGAGAGCUUUGGCCCACUGCAGAUCUCUUUGGGGAGGACCGUUAAAGACAUCUUCAAGUUCAUGGUCAUCUUCAUCCUGGUGUUUCUGGCGUUCAUGAUCGGCAUGUUCAACCUGUACUCCUACUACCUGGGCGCAAAGCAGAACGACGCUUUCACCACCCUGGAGGAGAGCUUCAAGACCUUGUUUUGGGCUAUUUUUGGCCUUUCGGAGGUCAGGUCUGUUGUAAUCAACAAUGGACACAAAUUCAUUGAGAACAUUGGUUACGUGCUCUAUGGGGUUUAUAACGUUACCAUGGUGAUCGUGCUCCUCAACAUGCUCAUCGCCAUGAUAAACAGCUCCUUCCAGGAGAUUGAGGAUGACGCUGACGUGGAGUGGAAAUUUGCCCGAGCCAAACUCUGGUUCUCCUACUUUGAGGAGGGCCGGACGCUGCCAGUGCCCUUUAAUCUGGUUCCCAGUCCAAAGUCUAUGCUGGGACUGGCAACGGGCAUCAAGACUCUGCUCCUGCAGUAUGUAUUAGGACAGAAUGAGGUGAAAACCGGGACGCAGCUUAAUCAGCUUGGAGACAGUAAAACUUCAACAUAUGGUGCAUCAACCAGCCCAACACGAUAUCAGAAGAUCAUGAAGCGAUUGAUAAAACGUUACAUCAUCAAAGCUCAAGCGGACAAAGAAAGUGAUGAGAUCACUGAAGGUGAGCUGAAGGAGAUCAAGCAGGACAUCUCGAGUCUGCGUUAUGAGCUGCUGGAGGACAAAGCACAGAACAUGGAGACACUGGACGGACUGCUCAGGAGGCUGGGAGAGAUCAGCACAACUUCAUAGUUGCACACAGACACACUAUUUGUUUUCUAAUUAAAAAGGAUACGACGUUGAGAUUCUUGUUCAUGAAACGGUACAGCUCAGUUCUGAGUGAAUGUAGAUACAGUAGAUGAAAGUCAAAACAUUCUAAAUGAAAUAAUGAAGAAUAAUAUAUUGAUGCGGAACUAAAAUGCUGCUUAUUAUUUGUAAGAUUGUCAUUUAUGUUUUUAAUAAAUCAUUUUCAAGCAUG
Sphaeramia orbicularis (orbiculate cardinalfish) is the source of this 2860-nucleotide messenger RNA. RefSeq names its product transient receptor potential cation channel, subfamily C, member 6a (gene trpc6a). The record is from RefSeq and is a predicted model, not a curated record. Lineage: Eukaryota; Metazoa; Chordata; Actinopteri; Kurtiformes; Apogonidae. Gene Ontology annotation, molecular function: protein binding; store-operated calcium channel activity; inositol 1,4,5 trisphosphate binding. Bases 79 to 2634 code for a protein of 851 amino acids. Gene Ontology annotation, biological process: single fertilization; calcium ion transmembrane transport; regulation of cytosolic calcium ion concentration. Gene Ontology annotation, cellular component: plasma membrane; cation channel complex. The transcript is spliced from 14 exons.